Phoenix dactylifera (date palm) is the source of this 2403-nucleotide messenger RNA. RefSeq names its product Pentatricopeptide repeat (PPR) superfamily protein. The record is from RefSeq and is a predicted model, not a curated record. NCBI's taxonomy places the organism in Eukaryota, Viridiplantae, Streptophyta, Magnoliopsida, Arecales, Arecaceae. Gene Ontology annotation, molecular function: mRNA binding; protein binding.
UGCGAAUCGGUGGACCGGUCUAAUUCUAAACGGCUCUGCUCCUCGCUUGGUUUUCCCCUUCCCAACUCCGAAAGAUAUCUCCGUACCAGAACACUUCCUGGUCCCCCAUUGGUGUAAGCCCUCGGGUCUCUUCCACUUACCAAAACAAAACGAACUCAGGGGCGGGAGCUCGAUGGCUGCUGCUCCUCCACCCCUCUCAACAUCCCACCGCUGCAUCGCCCCAAAUCCCUUCCCCCUUUCUCGUUAUCCUUGUUCUGCUACCACUAAUCGUGAUUACAUUUAUACGAAGAGCAAGGAGGAGGUAAAGAAGAACAAGAAGAAGAAGCAUCCCGGCGCGACUGUUGUCGCAGCGGCUGCAGCGCGGUCCCAUUCCGAGAGGACGAGCAGCAGCAGUGGCGGCGACGAGGAGAAGGCGAGGGAGAGGAGGGAGGAGGUGAGCCGUAGGAUCGCCUCCAAGAAGGCGAUCUCCGUCAUCUUGAGAAGGGAGGCUGCUAAAGCUAUCAUCGAGAAGAAAGGGGGCUCAACCAAUUCCAAGAAGCUUCUCCCACGCACUGUCCUCGAGGCCCUCCACGAGAGGAUCACCACCCUCCGUUGGGAAUCCGCCCUCAAGGUGUUCGAACUACUCCGUGAGCAGCUUUGGUACAGGCCCAACAUUGGCAUAUAUAUUAAACUCAUUGUCAUGCUUGGAAAAUGCAAACAGCCUGAAAAGGCCCAUGCACUCUUCCAAACCAUGGUUGAUGAAGGUUGCAUCAUAAACCAUGAAUCAUACACUGCCCUCAUUUCAGCAUACAGUAGGAGUGGCCUCUUUGACCAAGCAUUCUCUCUGCUCAACAAGAUGAAAAUUACUGAGGGCUGCCAUCCUGAUGUCCAGACAUAUUCCAUUCUCAUCAAGUCUUGUUUGCAAGUCUUUGCAUUUGACAAAGUUCAGAUUCUGCUUUCUGAUAUGGAGAGCAUGGGGAUAAGGCCUAACACCAUCACAUACAACACACUAAUUGAUGCUUAUGGAAAAGCAGGCAGAAGGUUUUGGGAGAUGGAGUCAACACUCAUGGAAAUGCUCUCUAACCAUGAUUGCAAACCUGAUGUAUGGACUAUGAAUGCUACUCUCCGAGCCUUUGGUGGUAGCGGGCAAAUUGAGACAAUGGAGAAGUGCUAUGACAAGUUCCAAAACUCUGGCAUUUCCCCCAACAUCAAAACCUUCAACAUACUUCUAGAUUCCUAUGGCAAAGCUAGGAAGUAUGAAAAGAUGGGUGCUGUGAUGGAAUACAUGCAGAAGUACUACUUCUCCUGGUCGGUGGUUACUUAUAACGUGGUUAUUGAUGCAUUUGGGAGGGCAGGAGACCUGAAGCAGAUGGAGUAUAUCUUUAGAUUGAUGAAGUCUGAAAGGAUCAAGCCCAAUUGUGUUACACUCUGUUCACUUGUUAGAGCUUAUGGAAGGGCAGGGGAUCUGGAUAAAAUAAAAGCACUACUAAGAUUUAUUGAGAACUUGGAUGUGAUGUUAGAUACUGUGUUCUUCAACUGCUUGAUCGAUGCAUAUGGGAGGGCUGGGUACUUGGCAGAGAUGAGGGGGGUGCUGGAAAUGAUGAAGACACGAGGCUGUACACCAGACAAGAUAACUUACAGCACCAUGAUUAAGGCUUAUCUCAGCAGAGGGAUUGAUAAUCAUCAUGUUCAGGAUCUUCGCAAUAUCAGCAGAGUACAGACUGCCACACUGGUGGACGAUGCUACUUUACAAGCUUGAACACUGAAGGAUGUGGCGUUUGCCUUCCCAUUCCUUGGCUCUCUGUAGAAUGGAGACCAAUUUGAUCUAUAAGACAAUGGCCUUCAAAUAUAAAAUAAAGACCAGAGAGAAAAGUGUCUCGAGCAUCAUUUUGUUUAAUCUUCAAAACUUCCAAAAGCUUCUUUUUCUUUUACCUGUUUUCAUCAUUUCUUCACGAGGUGACCAGACAAAAGUUUCUUGUCGCACUUCAUGCAUAUUUUCAUGGAGCACCAGUUGGUGAUGGGGCUGAUCGUACCUUAAAAUCACAAUCCACCACAUCUGUACGGUGAAUGGAGAUUAAAAUCUUGCGCAGUAACUGAGUUUGAUACUGCUUUUUUUCUAGGGAACUCUGCUCUGGGAGAGGGUUCUAUAAUUGUUAUGUGAACUUUUGCUUGGAGCUCUGUUUUGUUUAUUUAACAUCCUGUGACAUGGGGUGGGGUGGAUAUGUCUGUAAGAUGGCUUGGCCGCUGUUCUGGGGUCUUAUCUUGGCCCAAGGUCUUCUGCUCUGGUAUAAUUCGAGUUUGUCUAGAAUGGUCUACGCUUCUUUCGGUUAGGGCUGUGUCUCUGUUUUUGUCAUGUCAGAAAUGGUUGCAACUUUUGUCACCGUUCGCUAAAUAAUAAAAAUAUUAAAAAAACUUGGGCAAUAA